UUACAACGUUAAGGUUGGACCGAGUUCCCCUUCGGCCUUUAGUCUUGAUUUCUACCGGGAUUACUUCGAUGUUGAUACACACCAGGUCAUUCAGCGUCUUCUGUGUGGGCUUAUCCCCUUUUCAAAGAAGUAUUCCUUGACUGCGUCCUUGCGCCCAAUGCCUGAUAUCUAUGGACCAUUUUGGAUUACAGCAACCCUGAUUUUUUCAAUCAUAUUCGCCGAUAAAUUUUCGACUAUUUACUUGCUUGAUUGCAAUCAUUGUGAUUGUUCCGUUUUAUCGUUGAUUCCACUUUUUAUUACUUUUUUAGUUACUGUUUCGGCCGCAAUACUCUUCUUUUACUGGGUUCUCCUUCCUUUUGGUUCCAUUUUAAGUGAACUACUUGCUAUUUACGGGUAUUCUUUGGCAAUCUACAUUCCGGCAGUUGUAAGUAUUGUUAUAAAAAUGCAAAAUAUAAACCAAUUUAGCACAAAAAGCCACUGUUUCGGGAUUUUAUCUUGUACUUUUUGUACUUGUCAUGCAACUUUUGGUUAA
Messenger RNA from Mesocestoides corti, 532 nucleotides. The record is from the annotation of a GenBank genome assembly. NCBI's taxonomy places the organism in Eukaryota, Metazoa, Platyhelminthes, Cestoda, Cyclophyllidea, Mesocestoididae.